Messenger RNA from Eucalyptus grandis, 869 nucleotides. Its product is annotated as kunitz trypsin inhibitor 5. The transcript has a single exon. Lineage: Eukaryota; Viridiplantae; Streptophyta; Magnoliopsida; Myrtales; Myrtaceae. The record is from RefSeq and is a predicted model, not a curated record. Gene Ontology annotation, molecular function: endopeptidase inhibitor activity. Bases 40 to 651 code for a protein of 203 amino acids.
CACCAACCUUUCUCUGCACAAAUCGAUCACUAUCACACCAUGGACAUGAAAACCCCACUCUCUGUCCUCCUCCUCUCCCUCCUCCUCCUCUCCUUCUCCCCCAAACCCUCCAAUGCAGCAUCAUCCCCUGUCCUCGACACCGACGGCCACAAGCUCCAGACCGGCGUCAACUACCACAUCCUCCCGGUCCUCCGCGGCCGAGGCGGCGGCCUCACGCUGGGCGCCUCAAGGAGCGGCAACUGCCCGCUCGCGGUCGUCCAGGAACAGCAGGAGCUCUCCGAUGGCCUCCCUGCCAAGUUCUCCCCUGUGGAUGGCAGAAGCACCAUCCGCCUUUCAACUGAUCUCAACGUCUGGUUCGAUGCGGCGACGAUCUGUGUGCAGUCCACGGUGUGGAGGCUCGCCGCCUUCGAUGAGGAGGUGAAGCAGUACUUCGUCGAGAGCGGCGGGGUCCUGGGGAACCCGGGACGCGAGACCGUAAGCAACUGGUUCAAGAUCGAGAAGGUGGACGAGGAUUACAAUUUCCGGUUCUGUCCCACGGUGUGCGACACUUGCAAGGUGAUAUGUCGGGACGUCGGGAUUUAUGUGGAUGGUGCGACGCGGCGUCUGGCCUUGAGCGACGAGCCGUUCAGGGUCAAGUUCAAGAAGGCAUGAGGCGCGUGUAGCCCAGAGUGCAGGCAGAUUAUGCGAGGCAUAAUAUGGGCAACACGCAAAGGGAAGGAAUUCUUAAAUGCUAAAUAAAUCCGUACUGGAACCUAUUUUAUGUAAACGUGAUCUUUGUAAUAACAUGUCAAAUAAAUUUCUAAUAAGAAGCCUGUGAGCUGAAAAUUCCAUCCCUCAAAAGAAGAAAUUAUAAAUUAUAUUUGAGUGAA